Messenger RNA from Canis lupus familiaris (dog), 3249 nucleotides. It is a transcript of the gene ADGRF4, whose product is annotated as adhesion G protein-coupled receptor F4. NCBI's taxonomy places the organism in Eukaryota, Metazoa, Chordata, Mammalia, Carnivora, Canidae. The record is from RefSeq and is a predicted model, not a curated record. The coding region runs from base 412 to 2493 and encodes 693 amino acids. The transcript is spliced from 11 exons. Gene Ontology annotation, molecular function: G protein-coupled receptor activity. Gene Ontology annotation, cellular component: membrane. Gene Ontology annotation, biological process: G protein-coupled receptor signaling pathway; cell surface receptor signaling pathway.
AGGUGAGGAAUUGAAAUGCAAACAAGUGACUCAUUUUAAUGGAUUUACUCCAGACAGGAGAAACCUGUAAUUUCUCUUAGGCGUGCUUGAUGGACCCAUCGUGGAGUGAAUCACAGACUUACACAAGCCUUGAAACCCCGGGCAGUUUUAGAGUUUUCAGAGAGGCUCCUCACAACAGGUGGCUGGUGUGCACCUGGGCCUCUUGGAUUUCCCUUUCAAAAAUGGGAAUAGAGGGAUCUCGGGCACUGAAGGGGGACCAUGGGCAGUGUGAGGGCAGGCACACGUGAUGGUGGGGUGCAGUGGCGGGAAGCUCGGUGCCAACUCUCCUGCUGGGCUGCCAGAUUUCCUGAAUGCGGCUCUUUAUGAAACAGCUCCUCCAUGGCAAGGGAAAACUGGUGAAGAUCCUAAUGUAUGAAAAUGAAGUCCCAGGCAACCAUGAUUUGCUGUUUAAUGUUAUUUCUGGCCACAGAAUGUUCUCACUAUAGAUCCAAGAUGCACAUAAAGGAUGGAGAUAAACCUCAACAUCCUGAAGGGAAACUCAAGACUGGAAGGAUACAAGAGAAAUGCCAUGGACCUUGCAUCACCACUUCCAACUGCAGCCAGCCCUGUGCUCAGCACUUUCGUGGAGAAAUAGGAUUUACAUGUCAUCAAAACAAGUGGCAAAAAUCAACUGAAACGUGUACAAGCCUUUCUGUGGAAACACUCUUUAAGGACUUCAAUAGUGCGUCACGCCUUUCCCUAGCAGCAUCAUCCAUACCUGUUCAUGUACUUGAUUUUCGAGCUCCAGAGCCCAUGGAGAGUGUAGCCCAAGGAAUCCGCAGGAACUGUCCAGUUGACUAUGCCUGCAUCCUCGAUGUUGUGAAAUCAUCAGAAGCCACAUCUGGAAACAUUGCAUUUAUAGUGGAGUUAUUAAGAAAUAUUUCUACAGAUUUGUCUGAUAAUGUUACCCGAGAAAAAAUGAAGAGUUAUAGUGAAGUGGCCAACCACAUCCUUGACACAGCAGCCAUUUCAAAUUGGGCUUUCAUUCCAGACAAAAAUACCAGCUCAGAUUUGUUGCAGUCAGUGAAUCUGUUUGCAAGGCAACUCCACAUCCACAAUGAAUCUGAGAACAUUGCGGAUGAACUCUUCAUUCAGGCAAAAGGGCUUCUCAUCAACCACAAUACCUCAGAGAAAAAGUUCAAUUUCUCUGUGAGCAUGAACAAUACAACAGAGGGUAUCUUAGGAGUAAUAGAAAUUCCCAGACAAGAGCUGUGGAAGCUGCCACCAAAUGCAUCCCAAGCCAUCAGCAUAGCUUUUCCCACGUUGGGGGCCAUAUUGAAGGAAGUCCACUUGCAAAAUGUGAGUCUUCCUAGACCUGUAAAUGGUCUCGUCCUUUCAGUGAUUUUACCAGAACAAUUGAAGCAAGUCUUAUUCACCUUUGAGAAGAUCAACAAGUCCCAGAAUGCCAGGGCCCACUGUGUUGGCUGGCACUCCAGGAAAAGGAGGUGGGAUGAGAAUGCAUGUGAAACCACAUUGGAGAUCAUGAACAAAGUGAAAUGCUUGUGUAACUACACCAACAUGGUGAUGUCCUUUUCAAUUCUAAUGUCCCCCAAAUCUAUAGAAAAUAAAGUCCUGGACUACAUCACCUGCAUUGGGCUCAGCAUCUCCAUCUUUAGCCUGAUUCUUUGCCUGAUCAUUGAAGCCAUGGUGUGGUCCCGGGUGGUUGUGACAGAGAUAUCAUACAUGCGUCAUGUGUGCAUCGUGAACAUAGCUGUGUCACUCCUGAUUGCUAAUGUGUGGUUCAUCAUAAACUCUAACUUUUACAAAAAGGUCCAGGACUCCAACUGGUGUGUUGCACUGACAUUUUUCAGCCACUUUUUCUACCUCUCUCUGUUUUUCUGGAUGUUCUUCAAAGCACUGCUCAUCAUCUAUGGGAUAUUGGUUGUUUUCCGUAGGAUGAUGAAGUCCCGCAUGAUGGCCAUUGGCUUUGCCAUUGGCUAUGGGUGCCCCUUGAUCAUUGCUGGCACCACAGUUGCUGUCACAGUGCCAGAGAAAGGCUACAUGAGACCUGAUGCUUGUUGGCUUAACUGGGACAAUACCAAAGCCCUUUUAGCAUUUGCCAUCCCAGCCUUGGUCAUUGUGGCUGUGAAUCUUGUGGUGGUUUUGGUUGUUGCUGUCAACACUCAGAGGCCCUCUAUUGGAAGUUCCAAGUCUCAGGAUCUGGCCAUAAUUAUGAGGAUCAGCAAAAAUGUUGCCAUCCUCACCCCGUUGUUGGGACUGACCUGGGGUUUUGGAAUAGCUACACUUAUAGAAGACACUUCCUUGAUAUUCCAUAUAAUCUUUGCCCUCCUCAAUGCUUUUCAGGGGUUCUUCAUCCUGCUGUUUGGAACCAUUAUGGACCGCAAGAUAAGAGAUGCUCUGAGGAUGAGGAUGUCUUCACUGAAGGGAAGAUCAAGGGCCGCAGAGAAUGCAUCAUUAAGCCCAACCAAUGGAUCUAAAUUAAUGAAUCGUUGAAGAUGAGAUGCUGCUCCAUUUUUCGAAAAUGUUCCGUGUCCUGGACUGAGAGUGAAGCUCUAGGAGAGGGAAGCUGGAAUGUAGGGGCAACCGAGCUUCCUCAGAAGACUUUCUCUUCUUGCCAAGUGUGACACCUAAGCCGUCAGGGCAAAAUGUUUGCUGAGGAAAAAGUGAGAAUGACAUUUGGUGACUGGGUUUGAAGGAUAUAGAACCACGGACCCUUUGACCACCUACCCAUGACUUGCAAGAGCCUGGCUUCUUGGUCAACCUUGUCAAGAUUAAGAUAGUAAGCCAUUUUCUGAGGUCCUGGACGAGCCUGGAGCUAUUGGGGCUCUACUGAAGGGGUCUGCUUUCACUCUCAAGGCUUGUUCUGUGUCUCCUCCAUAAGCCCAGCCACUGUAACUGUAUGGAUCCUGCAUACUUUGGGGGACAGGAGUUAUGUCCAGUGUCAAGGGUAGGGGUGGGCAUGAGAGUAGAAGGUAGGGUGGCAGCAGAAAUACUGAAUCUACUUUGGAGACAGUUAAGUCAUGGUAAGUUUCCUAAAAAUAGGAACAGAAGAAAAAUAAGAGGACUUUUAAAUGUGUUUAUUAUUUUAGUCUGUUUUAGACCUUGUGUAAAAUAAUUUAGCUACUAGGACUUUAGUUUCCUCAUUUGUGAAACUUAAACAUAUUCUUGUAGAUAUUAUUAUUUGUGUGUGUGUUUAAACCCUAUACAUAAAAAAAUUUUAGACAUGAAAAUAAAAACAUUUACUUUUCA